This is a messenger RNA of Darwinula stevensoni, 612 nucleotides long. The record is from the annotation of a GenBank genome assembly. NCBI's taxonomy places the organism in Eukaryota, Metazoa, Arthropoda, Ostracoda, Podocopida, Darwinulidae.
AUGACGCGCAUGUCAAUCCAGAACUUGAACACAUUCGAUCCCUUUGCGGAUGCUGUCAAAGGCUCCGAUGAAGGUGUCCAGGACGGUCUAGUUCACGUCAGAAUCCAGCAACGCAACGGUCGCAAAACUCUCACCACUGUCCAGGGAUUGUCUUCUGAGUAUGAUCUGAGGAAGAUUGUGAAGGCUUGCAAGAAAGAAUUUGCUUGCAACGGGACUGUGGUGGAGCAUCCAGAAUACGGAGAAGUGCUCCAGAUGCAAGGUGAUCAACGUGAGAAUAUCUGCCAGUUCCUGACGAAGAUGGGACUUGUCAAGCAGGAGCAGCUCAAAGUCCACGGCUUCUAGACAAAAUAAUCCCCAUCCAUCACCUUGACUCACAUCUCUUUUGUUUUGCUUCUUUUUCACAUUACUUUUACAUCCUUCUGUUCCUUUUUAACACUCUCUUUAUCAUACCCUCAGAAAAGAUGAGGCCUAGGUAGAAUGUACAUCAACCUGACGGACGUUUUUCGGGAAUUUCUCUCGUGAAGUGUUCUAUAGGCCUCUUUUUGUCUAUUAAAUUGUGCCUCACCACCUGCAAAUUCUCGGUCAUGGUCCUGAAUAAAAUGUUCACUUAAA